CUCGGGGCAGGGGGGCGCCGCGGCUGCGCGUGCGGGGCCCUGCCGGCGCCGGGUUGGGCGGGCGCACGAUGGGGAUCAGCAGGCCCGCCCGAGCUGAGCUACGUCUAGACACUGAUCGACGUUCAUGCCAUGCAAGGCUUCCGCAGAGGCGUUGCUAGCGCCGUGGAGGUGGAAGAAGAUGGUGAAGGAGCUCAACUGUGGGAUUGGCGACACCAUCGAGCGGGUCGUCAGCUCAGUUGUCAAGGCGGCGGUGUCGGCGGCGGUGGAGAAGACCCUUCAGGCGAAGCACGCGGUGCCGCGCCCGAGGCCAUCGCAAGCACCGCCUCAGGAGCAGGACCAGCUGCUGGCGAUCCAGGACAUGGUCGGCUGCCUCGAGUCGCAGUCGAAUGCGGCGCCACCGUCCCCGCCGCCAGGCAGGUGGACGAUGAUCGCGGAGUUGUCGCCGAAAUCGGUCAAGCCCCCGUCCCAUUGGCAGGGAGAUCGUCCAGCGGCCCUGGGCCACAUCGUGAAGAUGGACAACGUGAACCUGAACAACAGUGUCAAAAAGAAAAAGAAGAGCAGAAAGCGGCGAAGGAGCUGCUCCUCAUCGGAGCCGCAGGUGGUCGACUGAGCGUGAACACCUACGAGGUCAACUCCGAGGAGGGCAGGCCCAGAGACGACGACUUGCUGGACGGGUGCGGGUACGAGGUCGCGAAGCAGCUGGAGAUCAUCCCGUGCUUUCCCGCGGUGGUCGUCUGGGAGCAGAUCUACAAGGAGAACGCGGCCGCGUUCGACAAGACAGAGAAGGCGGUGGCCGUGCGGAGCCACAGCAAUCGUGUGGAGUGGUUUGACCUUACCUACGGCGGCGAGGAGGCGAAGUCGGAGGGACAGGAUGGGCAGCUCCAAGCUUGGUGCGAGGAGGGCGCUGUCCAGCGCUCGGGGGACCUUCAGACCGACCUGGAGUACACAGUGAAGGUCUCGAACAGGUUCAAGGCGCUGAGCUACACGGGGAAGAGCUCUGGCACCAACGUGGCUGCCACAACUUGCUGUUCAGCCAAGUCAAGGGAGCUUGCCUCACCUUGCGUCUCGCUGGUGUGCAAGCUGCUGGACGUGUCAGGUGCGAGCUCUGAGAUCAUGGACGAUGGAGCCGAGACGCGGGAUGAGCUCAACGGCUUCAGGAUGAAGAAGAAGAGCAAAGCGCGGGGCAAGCAGGUGGCGCAGAGGUCAGCCGCCACCCGAGGCCCAGCGCAGGUGAGCCUCUCGAAGGACGGUGCCAAGAAGUCCUCCCUGGCUGCCUUCUUCAAGGACUUCCAGGGCACCGCGGCCGCUCACGAGACCUUGAACGACUUCCUAGACUCGGCGAGCAGUGUUAAUGGAGGGUGUCUGGAUGCAGAUGCUCGAGCUCUCCAAGGCUCGGAUUCAGCACUCCCCUGAGUGUCGAGCCAGCUCAGGCCUGAGGGCCAUUGGGCAGCAACCUCAAGGAAGGGCCUCGGCCCCCUCCCCGUGCCGCCGCGGCCACUCGGGAGGUUGCGUAUCCCCCUCUGUGGCUGGCGUCGCGCGGGGGCCUGGCGCGCCAGGCGACCCACGCGCCCGUGCGGCGAGCGAGGCGGGCACCGCCGCCUCGUGGUAGUCUUCAGUCUU
This is a messenger RNA of Prorocentrum cordatum, 1620 nucleotides long. Lineage: Eukaryota; Dinophyceae; Prorocentrales; Prorocentraceae. The record is from the annotation of a GenBank genome assembly.